AUGGCUGGAUUUGCAUCAAAGAAAGUUCUUAUGCUCGGUGCGGGCUUCGUUACACGCCCAACCUUGGAUAUCCUCAGUGAAGCAGGCAUUCAAGUUUCUGUUGCAUGCAGAACUCUCGAAAGUGCCAAGAAGCUCUCUGAAGGAGUGAAGAAUGCUCACCCAAUUUCCCUCGAUGUUACAGACGACAAAGCUCUCGAUGCCGAAGUUGCUAAGAAUGAUUUGGUCAUUAGUUUGAUCCCAUAUACCUUCCACGCUACCGUCAUCAAAUCUGCCAUCCGAAACAAGAAGAAUGUCGUCACAACCAGUUAUGUUUCCCCAGCAAUGAUGGAGUUGGACGAGGACGCCAAGAAUGCUGGUAUCACAGUUAUGAACGAGAUUGGUUUGGAUCCAGGAAUCGAUCACUUGUAUGCUGUUAAGACAAUUGAGGAGGUACACAAGGCUGGUGGAAAGAUUCUAUCUUUCUUGUCAUACUGUGGAGGUCUUCCAGCUCCAGAAGCUUCAGACAAUCCUCUCGGUUACAAGUUCUCUUGGUCCUCCCGUGGUGUUUUGUUGGCUUUGAGAAAUGCUGCAAGAUUCUAUAGAGAUGGAAAGGUGGUUGAUGUUGCCGGUCCAGAGUUGAUGGGUACCGCCAAGCCAUACUUCAUCUACCCAGGAUACGCAUUUGUCGCCUACCCAAACAGAGAUUCUACUCCUUACAAGGAACGUUACAACAUCCCCGAAGCACAAACUAUCAUUAGAGGUACUUUGAGAUAUCAAGGUUUCCCAGAAUUCAUCCGUGUCUUGGUUGAUAUGGGAUUCUUGAGUGAUGAAGACCAAGGAUUCUCCAAGCCAAUUUCCUGGAAGGAGGCCACACAAAAGGUUCUUGCAGCAUCAUCAAGCUCCGAGGAGGAUUUGAAGUGGGCAAUUGCUUCCAAGGCCAAAUUCGAGAGCACUGAAGAAAAGGAACGUAUCAUGAACGGUCUUAGCUGGGUUGGUAUCUUCUCCGAUGAGAAGAUCAUUCCCCGCGGCAACCCUCUCGAUACUCUCUGUGCCACUCUUGAGAAGAAGAUGCAAUUCGAAGAGGGUGAGCGUGAUUUCGUCUUGUUGCAACACAAGUUUGAGAUUGAGCACAAGGAUGGAAAGAAGGAGACUCGUACAUCCACAUUAGUGGAAUACGGUGAUCCAAAGGGAUACUCGGCCAUGGCAAAAUUGGUCGGUGUACCAUGUGGUGUUGCUGUCAAGCAAGUUCUUGAUGGAACGAUUAGUGAGAAGGGUAUUCUGGCACCAAUGACCUCCAAGAUCAACGACCCAUUAAUGGAGGAAUUGAAGAAAUACGGAAUUACAUUGGUUGAAAAGACUAUUUCUUAG
This is a messenger RNA of Sclerotinia borealis F-4128, 1347 nucleotides long. The record is from the annotation of a GenBank genome assembly. NCBI's taxonomy places the organism in Eukaryota, Fungi, Ascomycota, Leotiomycetes, Helotiales, Sclerotiniaceae.